ACUCCUGAUACGUAAAAGUGUUAUUUCCCCCUUUCGACUCCUGUUACUGUGAAAACUAAUGUUUAAGAAACCCUUUUAAAAGACAACAGCUGCCUAUAACGUUUUAUAUAGCAUAAAAUGGUCAUUCGUUUAACCAUUCGAUUUCAGACGCAGCUUGUGCUCGUCGAAAUAUUCAUUGAACCAACAAUAAGAAUGAUACUUACUAAAGAUAGAUUAAUGGCCAGUGUAGAGAAAUACCCAGCUCUUUCACAGCUGAUUCCAUCAGAAGAAGGGCAUAUUAUCGCUUCUGAUAUUACAAUGGAUGGAUUACUGAAUAUAAUGAGAUUUAUCCAGUGGAAUACAUGUCCAAUUAAAAACUGGGAUGUUGCUCUGAAGACGUAUGCAGCUGCACAGGCAUAUGGAGUGGUAACUUUACAACGCAUGUGCGAAGAAUUUUUCUGCGAAAACCCUAUUUGCACGAACUAUAUUAACGCAGUUCACGGGCUGGCGACAAGGCUAAGCAUUGAUCCUGUUGUGCAUGUCACCAGUCAAUUUUUAGCUUUAGGCAGAAAUAUGCGUGAAGCAGAGGAAUUUCUGUACUGCUUCGUGAAAAAUUCAAUGAACAUUGAAGCUUCAAUUUUUACUGUGCCUUUGGUGGACAUCGGCAUGAGUGCAAUGAACAAUUUUCAUAAAGAUAUAUCCAAUGAGGUUGUCUUUGAAUCUCGGAUGAAUUGUUACGAAAUAUUAGGAAUCGGGAUUAAUCUGCACUGUUGUGAUAAUACCGAAAGAAAAGUUUAUGUAGAAGUCGUUAAUGACAAAGAACAUAUAUUUUUUACCGAAGAAAGGUUCAAGUCAUUAAAUUCGCCUUGUAUUCUCAACCUCAGAAAAAAGUUGAUCGUAAGACCCGAACAGUCUGCGAGCAUUCGAAUAACUGUAGAAGACCUGGAUCCUGGUUUAUGUUACUCCUUGGCGCAAAAUUCUAUGGAAUUAUGCAGUAGUUUGAAAUGUUCUGUGAGAAGCCAUCAAGAGAGGCUGCACGAAAGUAAAGAACUAUGCUUCAUCGGUGAAAUUUUUUACCACAAGAAAUUUCGAAUGCAUUCAUUAAAUUUUUAAAUUAAAAUUAAAUUUAAAUUAAUGUUAAGCAUCUUUUGCAUUUAGGUUAAUCUUGUGCAUUUAUUUUAUUUAUGUAGACUUUAGCUUUUGUAGAGCUUUGAAUCAGAAGCACCAGAUCAACCAUUAAAUGCACUGUAUUAGAAAGAUUCUACUAAUCAUUAAGUACAAGAUGCAGUUAAAAUCAUUUAUGAUAAUCCUUCGUUUAUUUAAGAAUGGCUUAAGUCUACUUACUUACUUAUGGUAUUAAGUGAAAAUGAUAUACAUGUAAAAAAAUUGUAAGAAAUAAUUUAUGUUUGGCACCUUAGAAAAUGGGAAAGAUAUUUUCAAACGAAUACCUAAUUUAUCGAUUUAAGGGCCAUUACAUUCUGUGUAUGCUAGUAGUUAAUUACGCCAUCAUUCUGCAAAAAUUCAAUUAAUAGGUAAGUAUUUAAAUGUGAAAAUACGUUGCCCAUUAGAAGACAAAAGGCCAAAUGUUUAACUAACAAAUUUGAGGAACAAAUAUCGCUUCCUUUGAAGCUGGACUUGUUCCUCACAUUUCUUAGAUCUAUCUGUUUUUCAAAUUUGCUUUUAAGAGAUAUGAUGAAUAAGGAAAUAUAAUGAACGAUAUAUAAUGAAGAAUUUAAAUUAAUUUGCAAGAAGUAGCAUAAUACCUACCCAUGGAUUAGUUUAUUUUGAAAUUUAUGCAAUCCAAUUCUAAGUUGUCGCAUAAUGAAAAAUGCAUGUAUAUAUAGUAUAUAUAAUAAAAAUUAAUAUAUAAUAUGUAAUUAAUAUAUAUAAUGUAUUAAUAUGUAAUAAAAAAUUAAAUAAAAAGUAAAAAUAAAAAUAUUAAACAUAGUUACAACUGAUGUAAGUAAAAAACAACUAAUCGCGUAAAAUUACAAAUUGUGCAAAAAUUACUUUUAAACUCUUUCUUCAGUUUAAUGGCACUUGCGCACAUGACAGUUUUUCCCAAACUGAACGCUUGCACACAAGAAAUAUCCGUUGCUGGAUGAGUAAUAAUAGUUUGUAUGGUUUAGUGGCAGUUGCACACAAAACCACAUCUUCUUGAUUUUCUUUCAGUAACUUAAAACUGCGACUCGAAGUAUUAACUUGUUUUACAAAAUUUUAAGCCAUUGGGCAGCAUACAUAUAGAUUUUAACAAAAUGUUUAUCUUGUGUGUGUCUUGCCGUAUAAAGAAUGAUGACCUUAAGAAGUUAGGUAACUUUAAAAUGUCAAAAUAUCCCCAAAAUACGAUACAUUUUAAAACUCAAAAAUCUUCAUAACUGGUUUAUAAAUAUACGAUGCUGCAUACUUACUUCGAUAGCCCCCGUAAAUCACAAGGCUGAUUGAUUGUUUCUGACAGGCUGGUUUCUGUGCGGAAGUGUUAUUUGUUGUUCAUAAUUGAUUAUACUUUUGUACCUCAUUUAAUGACUCAAAAUUCUAAUUUCAAAGCUUUAAAUAAAUACUAUCAAUAAUUCAGGGUAAACAGAAGUAAUCGUUUUAAAUGUAAUUUUCUUUCGUUCUUUCUUUCUUUUUUUUCUUUUUCUUUUUUUUUUUUUAAGAAUAUAAGUUAUAAUGAAUUUCAUUUCAAUAACAUUAUAUUAAAACUGUUACUAAAUUACUUUAAUACGCAGAAUACACAUUUUCAAAACUAUUUUAAUAUUCAGAAUCAAAAUGUGUAAUCAUUAAUUAUGUAUAAAAAAAUUUAUUCAUUAUCUACAUUAAGAUUGAAUGGCAAAACUUGCAACUACCUUUUUUGAAGCCGAAAUCAGAGUUUAUAUUACUGUAAAAUUCUAAUCAAAUUCCUCAUUAAUUAAUGAAAUUUCAAUAAAUUUUAUGCUAAUUGUUAAGUUUAUAAAUCUGUAUAAAACAGUAUAUAGGAAUAAUAACAUUAUCUAAUAUCUUCUUAAAUAUUAAUGUAGUUAAAUUCUAUCUUUAUGUAUGGUGCAUUGUAAUUAAUGUUACUUUCAUUAACUUGUAUAUAAACAUCAGUUAUUAUUCUUGCAUCUGCUAGAACGUACUGCGUAGUUGGAGGACAACGAAGAUAAAAAAAUUGUGUCUGAAUUUUAACGAUACAAUGUUCAUAUCUUAGUGUUGCUCGCUCAUUUUUGUAACAGAAGACCACAGGAAGCUAGAAUCUCACUAACAAUCCCCUUAACGGCACUUGCAUAUUUUCUCGUUGACCAUGAAAACUGGCGGAGAUGGCACCAAAUGUUCUAAAAUUAUUCCGUGGUUUUUUUUUUUUUUUUUUACCGGAAAUGGUCGAUUGCAAAGAUAUGUAAGUACCGUUUUCUCGCAUGUUUCUUAAUUCACCUGCUACUUGUGGUCUUUAAUAUUACUUUAAUAAUUAGCAUUAAAUUAAUUCAAAAAUAAUUGGGUUUUAUUUCAGUUUACUUAACGUAAUAUUUAACUUUCUUUUUAAAUAAUAGCAUUAAUGUUGCGCCGUGUUUAAAGUGAUUAAAAGUAAGAGAAAAAGGAAAAAUUCAAUUAUUCGAAAAGUGUAGACAGUAUUCCCAGAAAUCCACAGAAAGUGUGUGAUUAUGGCAAAGCCUCGAGGGCUAUCUGCCUAAGGAGAGGGAUGCCUUCGUGGAGGACUUUCAAAGGGAAACUGGCUCGUAUACACGUUACACAUGGGGAAAACCACGAAAACGCCUAUGCAGCCAGCCCGUUCGAGAGAUUCGAACCUCAGACCGAUCUACCAGUGUUCAGCGACUUUACCGCUCGGCCACUGGUGGGCAAAUUCACGGAAAGACUUUGCUUUUAUUUCUAAUGACUAGCUGCUUGAAGUAGUUAUGUAUAUAUACAUCUUUCUUUUACAAUUUUCUGAAAAAUUCCAUCGAAUUAUUGAGUUUUUAGUUUUUUUAUUACUUUUCAGUCUCCGGGUAUAAUAGUGAUAAAAGUAACGUUAGCAUCAUACACCUGGUUAAAAGAGUUCUUUAAGGGAAUUGCAAUUUUGGUUUAGAAUUGAAACUUGUAGUAUUAAGUUAAGGAAUUGCUUGAGUGUUUAAAUAAACAAUUUUGCUUAUUCAUUAAGUCAACUUUGUGCCUAACGAGUUUUCAUACAUAAAGAAACUUUCGGCUAGCUGCAUUGAUUUUUUUAUGGUUUCUUCUAUUUGUCACAUGUAUACGAGGUAGCAUUUUGAACGUUGCCACGAUCGAUGCACAUAGAUCUUGCGCUUUAUAUCAAACUUUGAGAAGGAGGUUUACUAACCCUGAAGACGUUUAUGAAAAUUUAAAAUAAUUGUUUUUUACUUCUAGAAUAAUUUAAUUGGUUAGUAUUUUAGGAAUUUACUCAUUAUAGCGGCCCUCAAGUUUGAAUGGCUAAUCAAUCGUGAAACAUGAAGAUAAUAAAAGACACAAUAUACCAUAGUAACAAUAGUACUCACAUGUUGCUUCCUAAGAAUAUUUUUAAUAACCGUUAUUACAAGGCCAUAUUUCUGAAACUGCUUUCAACAAUUCAUCAAAAACAUAAUCUGUUUCCUAUGUACAUUCUCCAUAUAAAUUCCAAAAUAUGUGAUUCGAAGUGAUGUCGAUCCGUGCCCCGUUGUUUUUUAUUAAGCCACAUAGGCGAAACCCGAGAUUCUUCCCACAUUUUGGGUGUGAACAUCCGUUGUAUGAUCUAAAGAAUUGUCACUGGGACUAACGUCAUCAAUUUUCUACAUUUUAUAUCCCUUUCAGCAGUCUGAAUAGAUCAUUGAUCCAUCUUGUACGCGUUGAAUAAUUUUCUCAGUAAGUAUACUAUUCCAGAUUUGAACGAAAAAGCAUUCACUAAUUUCACGGCAUAUUCCUCCAAAAAUCCAUUGUUGUGUGAGUAUUUUGCCACUGUUGUUCUUACAUGGCACGAACAAACUUUCAUUGAUUUCAGCUAUUUAACUGGGACCGUUCACUGUCUGAGGCAAAGAUUCAGUGGACAGCAUAUUCGUCUACUGAAUCUUUGCAUCACGUUUAGGGAACACGCAAACAAAUGUUCCGAUCAUUCGCAGCAUUUUCGAAGCUGUUUUUCACACAGUCUGAAGAAUGUCAGUUCCUCUGCCCAAGAAUACAUAAAUUUAAUAGCAGUGAUGAAUGAUAUUCUUGAACAACUGAACCAAUUUCCAACACGAAGUCCCUUCUUUCUUUUACAAUUUUUAAGAGUGCACCUCCAAAUGGUUUCGUCGUUAACAUAUAGCUUCGUGUUGUGGCCGGACAUUUUCGUACAGUCGCUUGUCAGGUAAAAUAUCUCUUUCUUGAAAAAAUUAUAUGGUACCCACCUUUUUAUUUGGUAAAUUGGAGACUGUUAACCCCAUAUUCACAAAGCAAAUAUUUAAAUAAAAAUAAUGCGGAAAAGAGAAGUAUUUAAAAAAAAAACUAAUGCGAAUUCGAAACCCUUAACAAAAAUUAAACAAAUUAACAAACACAACAAUGGAGUUUUGGAGGAUGCUACAAUAUAAGAACACGUGACGACAGCAAAAAUGUAAUGUGUAGUGACGUUGUAAGGGUUCCCUUUAGUUCACUAACCACUUAUUUUAAAUUUUAUAUCUUUUCUGAAUUCUCUCGUUUCCUCUCACAUUUCCUCUCCAGGAUACAAAUUAAGAAGGUGAAAGAGGGUAUUUAAACUUUGGAAACGAGAAGGUUAGGCAGAGAAUGAUUUCCCUAAUGAAGCUCACGUUUGUUAUUUUGUCCUCCAUCUUAGUAGCAUAUCGCCGGUGUAGGUUUCUUAGUCAGCCUGUUAGAUUAAAUUAAAUUGUGUAAUCUAGCACUACAUCUUACCUUUUAGAUUUAUUGUCAACUUACCUUUAAGUUCUCACCCCAAGUAAUCGGUGUUGUUAACCGCAUGUAAAUAUGCGCCUAGUUGUGAUUAAUAAAUGUGCUUCUUACACCCUUUCCUUGUUGUGUUUAUCUUCACGCCUGUACGUUAACACUAAGAUCUAGUCACAUCCCAUGUUAGCAACGAAAAUCAGAUCUUACAACGUAUAAAAACACGUGGCGAGAUAUCUCUGUUGAUUAGCGAUUCAAUCUUGGGGGCCGCUAUCAUAAGAAAGUACCAUAUUUUAAAAUGAUUUCUUAGUUUAUGUGAUUUUCAAAAAUUGCUGAGAGCUUAAUCGUAAUCCUUUGUGUUUGUUAUAAGUAAAAAAUACAUUUGUUUUAUCCUUAAUUUUAUCAAAAUUUGUAAAUUUUUAAAUAUGACUGGUGUUCUACCAGUUUGAAUAUAGAUCUAAACCUAUGUGAUUCUUGUAUGAUCUUAAUUACUAUUAUUAUUAUUUUGUAAUGAUUAUAAAGAAUUUUUUGACAAAUAAAUAUAUUUAUAUAUUGUU
Stegodyphus dumicola is the source of this 6365-nucleotide messenger RNA. RefSeq lists its product as uncharacterized. The record is from RefSeq and is a predicted model, not a curated record. NCBI's taxonomy places the organism in Eukaryota, Metazoa, Arthropoda, Arachnida, Araneae, Eresidae.